GCCGCCGUUCUAUUCUAUCACGAGCGUCACGAACCGGCAACCGGCCUCGUCGCGAGGGCGCCCCAGCCAACGUUGCAUUCCCGGCGUAGAAGGAGGAGCCAUCCACAUGACCACAACGGCCCCCGCUCCGUGUCUGCUCCAUUGAAACCAGAGCGCACCAUCACUCCCGCGCCGCACAUAUCACUGCACCCCGAGACCGAGGGCGCGGGCACCACCGCUCGCCGGCCCAUCCCGAGCAGUUAGCCGCCCCCGCUUCUCUUCUCACGGCUGCGCAUGCAGCCACGGCCCCUGGCGGCGGUGGCGGUGGCCUCCGCGCCUUUCCCGCCGUCAUGGGCGCACCAGGUCCGCGAGGCGGCGACCCAGGGGGACUUCCACCACGCCAUCGCACUCUUCCUCCGGAUGCGCGCCGCCGACGCCCCCGCCGCGCCCCGCUCCGCCGUCCCGGCGUCCCUCCCGGCCGCGCUCAAGUGCUGCUCCGCCCUCGGCCUCCCCGCCCUCGGCGCGUCCCUCCACGCGCUCGCGCUCCGCUCCGGCGCCUUCGCCGACCGCUUCACCGCCAACGCGCUCCUCAACCUCUACUGCAAGCUCCCUGCAGCGCCGUGCCGCUCCCCCGGGACGGAAGACGCGGCAGGGGAGUCGUUGGAGAGCAUGCGGAAGGUGUUCGACGAAAUGACCGAGAAGGACCCCGUGUCCUGGAACACGCUGGUGUUCGGGUGUGCGGAGAAGGGGAGGCACCAAGAGGCUCUGGUAGUGCUCAGGGAGAUGUGGAUAGAUGGGUGCAAGCCAAACUCGUUUACCUUGUCGAGUGUGCUGCCGAUCUUCGCCAAGUGCUCCGACGUCAGGAGGGGAAUGGAAGUCCAUGGCUUUGCAACCAGGAACGGUUUUGUUGAUGAUGUGUUCGUUGGCAGCAGCUUGAUCGAUAUGUACGCAAACUGCACUCGAACGGAUUACUCGGUCAAGGUGUUCGACAGUCUCCCGUGCCGCGAUGCUAUCCUGUGGAACUCAAUGCUUGCGGGGUGUGCACAGAAUGGGUCUGUGGAGGAGGCUCUUCGAAUAUUUCGCCGCAUGCUGCAUUCUGGAGUUAGACCUCUGCCUCGUACUUUCUCGAGCCUCAUACCUGCCUGUGGAAAUGUUGCUUCGUUGCUUCUCGGCAAGCAGCUGCAUGCGUACGUCAUCUUUGGAGGGUUUGACGGUAAUAUGUUCAUAUCUAGCUCCCUGAUUGACAUGUAUUGCAAAUGUGGAAACGUGAGCAUAGCUCGUCACAUCUUUGAUCGAAUGCAGUCACCUGAUACUGUAUCCUGGACUGCAAUGAUCAUGGGACAUGCUUUACAUGGUCCAGCAAGAGAGGCUCUGUUGUUGUUUGACAGGAUGGAGUUGGGAAAUGUGAAGCCUAAUCAUAUCACGUUUAUAGCCGUUUUAACUGCGUGCAGUCAUGCUGGAUUGGUGGACGAGGGCCGGAAGUAUUUCAACAGAAUGUCGGACCAUCACGGCAUUGUUCCCUCUCUUGAGCAUUAUGGAGCACUUGCAGAUAUUCUUGGCCGUGCAGGGGAGUUGGAAGAAGCCUACAAUUUCAUCUCUAAGAUGCAAAUAAAACCAACCGCAAGUGUCUGGUCCACGUUGUUAAGGGCUUGCAAGGUCCACAAAAAUACCGUGUUAGCUGAAAAAGUUGCCAAGAAAAUAUUUGAGCUUGAACCUAGGAGCAUGGGAUCUCAUGUAAUUUUAUCGAACACGUAUUCGUGUUCUGGGAGAUGGAAUGAAGCAGCACACCUGAGGCGAUCUAUGAGAAAGAAGGGCAUGAAGAAGGAACCAGCUUGCAGUUGGAUUGAAUUGAAGAACAAACGGCAUGUUUUUGUAGCUCAUGAUAAGUCCCAUCCUUGGUAUGAAAGGAUUAUUGGUGCACUUAAUAUUUUCUCAGAGCAGAUGGCACGUCAAGGUUAUGUUCCCAAUACAGAGGAUGUUUUCCAGGAUCUUGAAGAAGAGCAGAAGAGCCAUGUGUUAUGUGGUCACAGUGAAAAACUUGCUAUGGUAUUUGGUAUUUUGAAUACACCUCCUGGAACAACAGUUCGUGUGAUGAAAAAUCUUCGAAUUUGUGUUGACUGCCACACGGUAACAAAAUUUCUUUCAAAGAUAGCUCAGAGGGAGAUUGUUAUGCGUGAUGCAAACCGUUUCCACCAUUUUAAGGAUGGAACCUGUUCUUGCGGUGACUUUUGGUGAUUGAAGAACAGUUUGGGAUCAACGUCAUGUUCAUGACAUGAUUUCCUAUUGGAAAUGCACCUGUACAUCAACGUCAGGAUGAGGUUAUUUCUGACUUUUUUUAAUGUGAUUCCUGCAUUUCCUGGAGUGCUAUUCUUUGUCAAAUAGCAGGUAAAUUAUAUUCCUGUUAUCAAAUCUGAGUUACCUACUUACCUUCCAUAAAAAACAAUGUUGGGAGUAAUGUGGGCAAACCUUAGUAUCCCCCUUGACAUUUGUAAGUACUCCCUCCAUAAACUAAUACAAGAGCGUUUAGAUCACUAGUAGUGAUCUAAACGCUCUUAUAUUAGUUUACAGACGGAGUACUAAAUAGUUCUGAUACCUGUUACCUUAUUUACAUCGUAUUGGAUGGAGCAUUGACCAUGUAAAACGACCAAGUGAUCAUCCCUGGAACAAAUUUUGCAGAAUACAAUGUCUCGUAUGCUUUUUACUACUGCUUGGAACCUUGCUUCAGCAACUCAUUUUUCCUGGCAAUAGGUUGUUGCCGUCCUUGCAUAUUCAUCCCCUACUGUUUGUCACAAAUCUUUCUAACUAAUAAAGCAAUCUAUUUUCCUAACAAAUGUUAUUGCUAGUUAUUUCACUGACCUUUUCUGUUCAAAGCAUCGAUACCAGGUGUAGAAUCAUGUAUGAAGAUUUUGGCACAGGUUGAAUUAGAGACUAGUUGUACAGUCCUAGGAAAUGCUCUAAGUACAGAUCUUGUGCAGAUCAAACAAUAGAAAAUAAGACACAACAGUUGCUUCAGAAGGGUCCAAAAGAUGGCUUCAAACCCUCCUUAAAACAUUUUCAAGCAUUCUUUAUGGUUGCCACAUGGAGAUUGAGAUGAACAGCCAGUUCGAGCAGCUAACAGCCGACGUGAUCUCGCGGGUGGUGUCUGGGAGCAACCAUAGAGAGGCAAAUUUAGUCCAUCUGGUGCAGAAGGAGGUCCAGUUUCUUGCCUUCUCCAGUAUAUUCAACGUUUUUAGCCAUGUCCCGGGAUUCAGAUGUCUUCCAACAAAAACACCAGAAGCUCCAGAAAGAGGUGAAGAGCAUCCUCGCCAAUAUUGUCCAAAGGAAAGCGACAUUCAGGAUUUUCUUACAUAGCUUUACCAGUAGAUUGAUACAUUUAAAUAUCACCAAAUCAAUCCUUUUAGGAUUACAUUCGGACAUUGCUUCCAUGAAAUCAUUUUCUUGUAGGGCACUAAAACCAUCCAAUUGUAUCUUGAGCUGAAGCACUAAAAUGAAUCAA
Molecule: messenger RNA, 3475 nt
Organism: Triticum dicoccoides
Lineage: Eukaryota; Viridiplantae; Streptophyta; Magnoliopsida; Poales; Poaceae
Product: putative pentatricopeptide repeat-containing protein At3g23330
Exons: 3
Coding region: 274-2214 (646 amino acids)
Biological process (GO): RNA modification
Molecular function (GO): protein binding; zinc ion binding; RNA binding
Source: RefSeq, a predicted model, not a curated record